AUGAGUGUUCUAUCAUUAAAGCAUUCAUAAAAUAGUGGAAGAAAAAAUAAAACUGAACCUGAUAAACUUAAUAAAUUUUCUUAAAAUGAUAUGAGAGGUAUUAAAAUUUUAAUGUUUUCCCAGGUCCAUUUAUAUAUGAGCCACUUUAAAAUAUAGCACAUCCAAUAUAACCUGAAGAUGAUAUUUCAAUAAAAGAUCCAACAUUGAAAACAGUUGAUAAAUCAAGGAUUUCUUAAUCUUAUUAUAGAAAUAACUCACCAUAAUUAAGUAUUAGGUCCAAAACUUCUUAAAGCGAGCCUGAGGAUAGUCCCUUUGUAUUAAGUUUCCCACUUAAAUAAUAAGAAAAUAUUCGUAAGAGAUCUAAGAGCAAAUAAAUUUAAUAUUUUGUAGAGAAACUUAGAAAAAGGUUUAGAAUAGAUAGCAUGGCUAAAAAUUUUUAGUAUCUAUAUGAUUAGGAAAAUAAUUUCAUAGAUAAUAGUUGUAAGUGAAAUAUCAUAUUUAGAGGGACCUUGUUACCAUCUUCUGCAAUAUUACAAAUUUGGAAUGUAAUUUUCUAUAGUUUGUUACAUGUGAUAAUGAUAUUUAUUCCUUUAUCUACAGCUUUAGAUAUCUAAGACCUUAAUUAUCUUUUUGUAUGCUUCAAAUUAUUAGACAUUGGAAUUUAAUUAAGCAGUUCUUUUACUUUAAAGGGUUUAUUAAUAACUAGUUUCAAAUAAAUAUCAUUAAGAUAUUACAAAUAGUGUUUGUGUUUUGAUGCAGUAUUUUCUUAGCUUUAUAAAUUAGUUUGCAAUAAUAGGAUUAGUAUUCUUGAAUACAUUACCAUCAUCAAGCUAAUUCUAUGUACUUACACUAAUUCUGAUCAGUUUAAUUAAGAGAUAUUAGGAGAUAGAAAUAUUUUUAAAAUUGUAAGUAAAAAAUGAUUUAAUAUAUUAGCGAAUAUAACUUAUUUUCUCCUUACUUAUAAAUUAUAAAUAGUUUAAUAAAGAUAAUAUUACUAAUUCAUAUAAUAACCUGCUAUUAAUAUGGAUUAUUUUAUCAUAGUAAUUUGUUGUUUGAUUCUUAUAUGUCAACUUUUAGCAUAGUAAUUUCUAUAUUUACAUUUAAUUCAAAUUAUUCACCAAAUGAUCAAAAUGAAAUGAUAUUUUACAGUUUUGUCGCAUUUGGCUCGAUCAUUAGCUUUGCUUAUUUGUUAACACAAUGUCUAAAUCUUUUUAAAAAUACAAGAUUUUCUUCUGAACUAAGUGAGUUUUUAGCAAUUAAUAAAUUAGAUUCAAAUUUAAAGUGCAAGAUUAUUAAUCAUAUAUUAAAUCAACCAAAAUUAUAUCAUAAUUAAUUUGUUUCAAAAUUAUCAGGUCAAUUACUUUAAGAAUUUAAUAGAAUAUAGAGAUUCUAAUUACUGACUAAAUAUUUUAAAUAUUAUAAUAUAAAUACUAUUUAAACACUGAUAAACUUUAGUGAAGAUGUUAUAUGUUAACCAAAUUAAAUUAUAGUGACAGAAUCUGAAUAUGAUGAUUGUUCAUUGUAUUUCAUAGUUGAAGGAAAUUUUAAGAUAGUAAACAAGAUGGGAAUUCAACUAUAAAUUUUAGGAGUAAUAUAGUAAAUAUUUUUUUCAGCCAGAAUAAACGUUUGGUGAAAUCUCCUUUUAUACUUAAUUACCUAGAUCUGCUACAGUAAUAAGUGAAGGAGUUUGUAGAUUAUUGAAAUUAAGAAGGGACAUAUUUCUUAAACUAUUAACUUUUAGUGAUAAAGUAUAAUAUACAUAUAAUUAUUAGUAAUAUUUCUAUGCUAUGAAAGAUAGAAUUAUAAUCCAUAAAGAUUUACCUUGUUAAUGUUUUUGUUGUUCUUCAUUUGAUCAUUUAAUAACCAAAUGUCCUUUGUUAACUUAUUGUCCAGAUAAAGAAAAAGUUAUUAAAGCUUUGAUAUAUCCAAGAAGAAAUUUCAGAUAAGAACGUAAUGACGUUUGUUAUAUAUUUAAUUAGAUAAAAGAAGAUUAGUAAAAGACACAAAGGCUUAUGAUUUUACAAAAGAUGCCGAAGCAAAUUAAGAUUAUUUAUUAUAAUUGUAUUAGGAGCAUCAUUUUUAAUCAUCAAAUUAAUUUAGCUAGUCUAAUUUACCAUAUGAUGAUGUUUAUAUUAAAGAAAGCUAUGCUUCAGGAUAAAGUUUUAGUAGAUUAAGUAGAGAAAAAUCCCUUUUAAAAAGCACAUCUUUAUUAAAAGAAAAAUCAUUACAUGAAUAAUAGUAAUCUAUCAUGAAUGAUGUGUAAUUAUAUUAAAACUAUUAUCGAGUAGAAGUUAUUAAGAUACAUCUGAGAAACAAUAUAUUCUGCAUUAAGGGGAAAUGGAUGAUGAGAAAUUCAUCAAUCUUGUUAGGAAAGAUUAAUAGAAGAAUACAUUUGCAACUGCUGGUUUUGGAAAUGCUGGAUAGCAAUCAAUUAAAGAUUAAAAAUCAUUAAAAAUAAUAGUAGAGAAUGAAAGUUCAGAAAAUUCACCUUCUUUAGAUAAUGCAUUAGAUUUGGGAAAUUAAUUAUAGAGAAAUAAAGAUCCAAAAUUAACAUUUAAUUAUAAUUUUGAUAAUUAAAUGAGUGAUUUAUAGAACAAAUAUCAAUAAUAUUAAAGGAAUGCUACAGAAUCUAAUCAUUCUAUGAAACGAUAAGAAAAUCGAUAACCUUCAAUUCGAUAAAAUUCUUCAAGAUCUCAAACAUAUAGUCCAAUAACAUCAAAUAACAUAACAGCAAAUUCAUUAAGAUCAUAGAUGAAAUAAAAUGAAAAUACUUAGACAGCAUCAGGUAUUCAUAGAAGGUAAAUAAUAUAUAAAAAUUUAGAUCAAUAUCAGGAGUGAUUAAAUAAUAUACUGAUAGUCCAGAGUUAUAGAGUAAAAGAGGAACAAAUAGAAAAAAGUCAACAAAGACAGGUACUAAGAUAUCUGUAAUACAUUCUUAGUUUUAACCAUUUAGUGGAUUUGAUGUAUAAAUCAUUUUAAAAUUAUUAGAAUCCAGUUGGUUAUAAUUUAGGAGAUAAUGAUUUUGAAAAGCUUUACUAAUUUGAAAUAUAUUUACCUUAUAAUAAUUAUGAUGUAGUAAUUUAUAAGUAAAUAUUAAAUAUAAAUUUAGGUUGAAUUAGUUUAAUAAAAAUAAAAGAUUAAAAAGGUUAUCUAGAUAUUUUUUAUCAUUUAGAUUAGCUAAAUAGAUAUAAAUAUUAAAAGCAAGAUAAUAAUAGAAUUGA
Molecule: messenger RNA, 3221 nt
Organism: Paramecium sonneborni
Lineage: Eukaryota; Ciliophora; Oligohymenophorea; Peniculida; Parameciidae
Source: the annotation of a GenBank genome assembly